Molecule: messenger RNA, 4599 nt
Organism: Plasmodium relictum
Lineage: Eukaryota; Apicomplexa; Aconoidasida; Haemosporida; Plasmodiidae
Product: conserved Plasmodium protein, unknown function
Exons: 1
Coding region: 1-4599 (1532 amino acids)
Source: RefSeq, a predicted model, not a curated record
AUGAAUAGUUCAAAUAUAUUGAAUAAAAGCAAAGAAUUGAUUGGAAUUUUUUUGAAAUAUUUUAAAAAUGAUGAAUCAAGUGUUAAAUAUUUAAAUGAGUGUAAAAAUUUGGAUAUUUCAGAAUAUUAUAGUGUUUUUUAUAUAUUGUAUUCAGAUAUAAUAAAUAAUGAUAAAGAUUUAGUUAUUUAUAAGGAUCAUUUGCUGUUUUUGUCUUUUUGUUACAUGAAUAAAUUACUUGAAAAAAGUUACAAAAUAUAUUCUAUUGAAGAAAAAAUAAACAUAAGAAAUAAUUUUAUUAACAUUUUAUUUUCCAUUGCAUUAGAUUAUAAUCAUGUAAUAGAUAAUAAUAUUUUAAGCUUAAAAGAAAAAUCAAAUAAUUUAAUAAAAAAAAAGUUUAUGGAGGAUUUUAUGAAUGAAAAUAAUUUUAUUUUGGAAUGUUAUUUUAAUUUGAAAGAUAAAUAUUUGAUUAGUAAUUAUAUGAAUUCAAUAAGAAAUAAAUAUUCUCAAAUAUUAAGUAUAUUAUGUAUGUAUAAUGAAUAUACUUAUUUUAGAUAUCUAUUAAAUUUCAUUACAUUUUUUGUAUGUGAAAAUUUAAAAAGAAUAUUAUCAAUAUGUGAUCAUAAAGAAAAGGAAAACAAUUAUACUUUGAAUGACAAUAAUAAUUUUCAAAAAAUAAAUAAUGAUUAUUUUAAUACUGUUCUUCAAAUAAGUAUCAAUUUUUUUAAAGAAAUUUUUUAUAAAAUAAGUAACGAAAAUUAUUCUAAUGUAUUUAAUAAACAGCAAUUAAAUAAUUUUCGAACGAUUAUAAUAAAUGAUAUAAAUGAAUUGUUUCAAUUUUUUUCUAUUGUAUUUUAUUAUUGUUUCCAUUUUAAUAAAAAAAAUGAAUUUGAAUUAUUAAUAGAGUGUAUAAAAGAACUGUCUUUUUUUUUACCAGCAUAUAUAUUUUUUAAUGAGUCUACUUCACCAGCUAAAUUUUUAUUAAAUUUAUUACUUCUUUAUUUUAGAAAAAAUUCUUGUAAUUGUAUUAAUGAUAAUAAUAAUUACAAUGGUAUCAAUAAUAGCACAUUAUCAUUAAAUAGUUUUUAUAAAUUAUAUGAUAGAUAUUUAUCAAUAGAUGAAUUAAAAUAUACAAUAUACAUAAAUAAUUUUUUGCAAAAUAAAGAUAUAAUAGAAAAUUUGCUAAUAAUAUUUUUAAAUAUAAUAGAAUAUAUAUCAAAGAUUAAUAACAAAACCUUCUUUCAGUUAAAUGAAAACGAAUUAAUGCAAUUUUUAGAUAAUUAUUUCAACAUAGAUUUAAAUUUUUAUGAUAUUAAUAAUUAUGAAUUUCAAAAAAUAUAUAUAAAAAUGAUUUUGAAUUUGUCUUGUAUACCUAUAUCUAAUUACUUACAUAAGAGAGAAAAUAAAUUAAAAUGCUUACAUAUAUUUAUUAUAAAUAUAUUUAAGAACAUAUACCAUCCUAAUAUAAAAAUCUUGAUAAAUAUAUUAACAAUAUGUAAAAAUAUAUUUGAUUAUAACAAAGAUUUAAUUUAUAUCAAAAAUAAGGAUAGUGAAAUAGAAAGUAAAAUAUAUAAUAUAUACAAAACAGAUAAAGAAAGUUUAUUAAAUAUAAAUAAUGAGAAAAUAUUUAACAAUCAAUUCAUUAUAACAUGUGACGAUUUCAAGAAAUUAUUUAUAUUAAUGUUUAUAAGGUUUCUCAAAAUACCAAUAUAUAAAGAAAAUAAUUCUUUAAAUAAAAAAUUGUUGAUAGAAUUUGUUAGUAAUUAUGUAAACCAAUACAAUAAAGAAUGGUUUGAUACGUAUUAUGAGUAUAUGAAAAAAUAUCAAAAUAGUUAUAAUAAUGAUAAUAAUAAUAAUAAUAAAAAUAAUAAUAAACAUGAUUUAAAGCAAAAAAUCAUUAGUUUGUUGAAAGUAUUAGUAGCUUUAAAUCAUGAAGUGUUUCAUUUUAUAAUAGAAGUUUUUUGUGAUUUCUUUAAAUUUUAUGACAAUAUAAAUGUAACUAAUUUAUGUAAUGAAAUGGUAAAAGUACAUGAUUAUUUUAUUUAUGUUUUGGUAAGAGCUUAUUAUCAAUUAUUAAAAAAUUUUAUAGAAAUAUUGAAAGACUCAAAAAGAUUAGUUACUGGAGAUAAUAAAGAAAUAAGUACAAAUGUUAUUUCAUAUCAGAUAAGUAAUUUAGAAAAUGAAAAAAGUGUAAGAGAUAUUUAUAUACAAAAUAAAAUUAACUUAAGAAAUUCGAUUGAAAAUAAAAUUAUUGAAUUAAGUUCAAAAGAAGAAAAUAAUAAUAUGUUUAAUAACUAUUGCUCAUUAAAUAAAAAUGAAAUGAAUAGUGAUAACAUAAAUAAUCAAAACAGAGAAGAAUUAAAGAAAAAAAAAGAACAUAUUGACUUAGAAUUAUUUAUAAUUAAAUGUAUAGAAAAAUAUAAUUGUUCUCCGUAUUAUGAAAUAUGUAAUAAAUGUAUUGUUAAUUUAUUAAACUGCUAUAAAGUUAUUUUACAAAAAGAUUUUGUUGAUUUUUCAAAAAUAUCACUUGAUUUUGCUCUAUUUGAAUCAAAAAGGUUACAAUUUAUUUCAGAAACUGCUUAUAUUUUAAAUUAUAAUAAAGAUUUUGCAUUUUUUAUGAUGGAAAAUUUAGUCAAAAACAUCACACAAAAUAAUUCAGAAAAUUCCAUUGAAUUAAAAAAAAAUUAUCUAGAUAUAUUUACAUCAAUAAUAAUAAAUUUAGAGAAUUUUAUUUCUAAUGAUAUGAUAGAAAAAAUUUUGAACACUUUUUUAGAAUAUAAAAAAUCAACCAAUAUUUUUAAAUGUAAUAAAGAAUUUUGUAUUUUUCUCUUAACAUUGAUAUCAAUAUUAAAGGAGGAUUGUGUAAAUAAAAAAGUCAUUUAUGUUAAACUAGUGUUACAAGACACUUAUGAUUUUUUAACAAAUUUUAAUAAAAAUAUAACUAAUUUUGAUAGACUUUAUGAUCUUUUUUAUGUAAACAGUAAUGAUAAUGAUAAAAAAAUAGAAACAUCACAUUCACUAUUUGACAUAUUUAAAAUAAUUUAUAGUUAUUUUUCCUUAUUUUCAUAUUAUAAUAUACAACAUAAAAUAAAAAGUAGCAAAAAGGAAAGCGAAAAUUAUUGUUAUAAUCAGAAUAAAGAAAACAGUAUUAAUAUGAAAGAGAGAGACAUUUAUCAAUUAAUGAAGAAUAACAUUUCUUUAAUAAAUGAAAAUGAAAUUUUACAAAUCUCUAUAAAUUUAUUUAGUAAUGUAUUCUGUAUUUAUUCUCUUUUCAGCUAUAUGAUAAAUAAUAAUAUUUCUUUUGAAAAAUAUACAAAUUGCUGUUUAGAGGCAAGUUAUUUUCAUUUAAAUCAGAAUGAUAAAGAAGUUUUCAAUUUAUGUAAUUUAAAUAAUAAAAAUAGUAAUAAAAAUUCUAAUAAUGAUUUUAAUAAUAAAAAUUCAAUAAGAAAAUCCAAUUUUACUUUUAAACUAUUACAUGAGAACAUUUGUAAUAUAAUUAAAAGAUUCAUCAAAGAAGGUUAUUUAUUUAUAUAUAACGACAGUAUUCAUAUACUCAAUAAUAUUUUAUCUAGUAGUUUUAGUUAUAUGCCUUUUUACUAUAUUAAUAUUAAUACCUUAUCUGUUUAUUUAUGCUUAAGCGAACAAUUAAAAUAUUUAAUAUACAAUAAAAUAAUAAAUGAAUUAAUAAUUCAAUGGUAUUUUCAAGUAUUUUCUCAAUUUUUUGAAAAAAAUUUUCUUUAUAUUAGAGAAGAAUGUGAACAUAUAAAAAAAAUAAAUUCAGAACUUAGUACUAAAACAAAUAUUAACGAAGAUGAUUAUGUAAUGUAUCAUGAUUAUUUAUAUAACAAUAAAAAAUAUAUAUUAAAUUAUUUAAAAAUUUGUAAAAAUUUUUUUGUUACACCAAAUGAUUUUAAGAAUAAUAAUGAUAAAAUAUUUUAUCAAAAUAUAUAUAACAACAAUAAUAAUAAUAAUAAUAAUCAAAACGUAUUAUUAGAUUCCUUCUUAUCCACAAUGGAAUAUUUAUUGAACUAUUAUGAUUGUGAUAUAAUUAAAAAAUGCUUAAAUUCUCUCGUAGAAAUAUCAGAAACAAUUAUUAAUUUAACUUUUAAUUCUUCACAUUUUCAUUUUUACAUUCAAAUUAUUAAAAUUGUUUUAAAAGUAUUCUUAUUAUAUAACCCUCAAAUUUUAAUAUUGAGUCAAUAUAAAGAAGAUAAAGAGAAUAAUAACAUAUUUAAUGAAUACACUGAAGAGAAGGUAGAGGUUUAUAUUGGGGAAAUGAAUUUAUUUAUGAAAAAUGAUCCACUUGAAUUAAAUUCUUUUUUAAAUAUUUUUACAUCUGCUCUUAUAAGAAUAAGUAAAAAUUAUUUUCUUUUACAAAAAAAUAUUUUUAAUAUUAAUGAAAAUAUGUCAUUUAAAGAACUUUUAAAUAUUGAUAGUGUAAAAAUUUUUUUAAUGCUAUUUCAAAAUAUAGAAAAUUCAAAUUCAUUUAAUAUUGAAGCUAUAGUAACUGAUUUAUUAAAACAAAACAAUUCUGAAUAUUUCAAAAAUGUUUUAAUUCAGUAUAAAUUACAUAAAGAGAACAAAGAUAAUAAUACUUUAUAA